CUAAACUUUAUAAUAUAAUAAUAAAGCAUGUAUAUAAAGUUUUUGCUCCUUUGUUUGUGUGUGUAACUUGGAGAGAGAGAGAUGGGUGAACAAACUUUGCAUCUUCCAUUAUUUGAGACAAAGGAAGCUAAAGGAAAAACUAUAUACAAGUUAUUUGCUUCAACAAUAUUUGUGGGUAUUUGUUUAAUAUGGUUAUACAGAUUAAUUAAUAUGCCAAGUAAAGGUGAAUCUGGUAGAUUGGCAUGGAUAUGUAUGUUCUUAGCUGAGCUUUGCUUUGGUUUCUACUGGAUUAUCACUCAGUCUGUUCGUUGGAAUGUUAUAUAUACUUAUCCUUAUAAGAACAGACUUUCACUCAGAUACGAGGAGAAUUUGCCAGACGUAGACAUAUUCGUUUGUACAGCAGAUCCAAUAAUGGAGCCUCCAACAAUGGUGAUCAACACAAUAUUAUCAGCCAUGUCAUAUAACUAUCCUACUCAAAAGUUGAGUGUUUACCUUUCUGAUGAUGGGGGUUCACAAUAUACAUUUUAUGCUCUUCUUGAAGCCUCUCAAUUCUCUAAAUAUUGGAUACCUUUCUGCAAGAGAUUCAAUGUGGAGCCUAGGUCCCCUGCUGCCUAUUUUCAACAUGAUGCCUCCAAUUUAAAUGACAAAGUUUUUGCACAAGAAUGGUUCAAUAUCAAGAAAUUAUAUGAAGAUAUGAAAAGCAGGAUUGAAGCCUCCAUAGAAAAUGGUAGCAUUCCCAAUGAAAUUAAGGCUCAGCACAAAGGGUUCUCAGAAUGGAACACUAAAGUUACAAAACAAGAUCACCACUCAAUUGUUCAGAUUUUAAUAGAUGGAAGAGAUCAUAACAUGGUCGACAUGGAUGGAAAUCGACUGCCAACGCUUGUCUAUAUGUCACGAGAGAAAAAACCAAAUUGGCCACAUAACUUCAAGGCUGGAUCAAUGAACUCAUUGAUACGAGUUUCGUCACAAAUAAGUAAUGCACCUAUCAUUCUUAACUUGGAUUGUGACAUGUACUCGAACGAUCCAGAUGCAAUAAGAGAAUCAUUGUGCUUCUUCAUGGAUGAAAAGCAAGGGUACAAGGUAGCCUAUGUUCAGUAUCCUCAACGUUACAAUAAUGCAACCAAAAAUGAUAUUUAUGGAAAUGUAGCUCGAGUUACUCAUGAGAUUGAACUUGCUGGUAUGGGAGGUUAUGGAGCAGCUUUGUACUGUGGCACAGGGUGUUUACACAGAAGGGAAAGUCUUUGUGGUCGAAUAUUCUCUGAGGAUCAAACUUUUGAAUGGAAUAACAAGCUGCAAGAAAAAUCCACCUAUAAAACUGUGGAAGAAUUAGAGGAAGCAUCAAAAGUUGUUGCAAAUUGUAGCUAUGAAGAGGGGACUCAAUGGGGAAAACAGAUGGGGCUGUUGUAUGGAUUUCCUGUGGAAGAUAUAAUCACAGGAUUAACAAUCCAAUGCAGAGGAUGGAAAUCAAUAUACUAUAAGCCAAGUAAACCUGCUUUUUUAGGUGUUGCUCCAACAAUCUUAGAUGUUGCUCUUGUUCAACAUAAGAGAUGGUCAGAAGGCAUGUUUCAGAUUUUCAUAUCCAAAUAUUGUCCCUUCAUAUAUGGCCAUGGCAAAAUCAAAUUGGGUGCCCAAAUGGGAUAUUGCAUUUACCUUCUUUGGGCCCCUCUAUCUGUUCCCACACUAACUUAUGUGUUGGUUACUUCUCUUUCUCUGCUUCAUGGCAUCUCCUUAUUUCCAGAGAUGUCAAGUCUAUGGUUCUUGCCUUUUGCGUAUGUUUUCAUCGCCAAGUUUGCAUAUUCCUUGGCUGAAUCCAUUAGCUGUGGUGACACACCUAAGUCAUGGUGGAACUUGCAAAGAAUGUUGUUGAUUCGAAGGACAACUUCAUACUUCUUCGCGUUCAUAGAUGCAGUGAUUAAGCAAUUAGGCUUCUCUCAGACAGCAUUUACCCUCACGACAAAGGUAGUAGAUGACAAUGUACAGAGGAGAUACGAGCAAGAGAUGAUGGAGUUUGGCAACUCAUCUGCUAUGUUCACAAUCACAGCCACACUUGCAUUGCUUAAUCUAGUUAGUUUCAUUUGGGGAAUGAAGAAACUUAUAAUGGCUGCAACACUACAAGAAGUGGGAAAUGUUGUGUCACAUGUGAUUCUAUGUGGAUUAAUAGUUAUAGUGAAUGUGCCAGUGUAUGAAGCACUCUUUCUCCGGAGUGAUAAGGGUAGUUUUCCAUCCUCCGUUCUGUUUAGGUCUGUCGUCCUAGUAUCAAUAGCAUGUAUGCUACCUAUCUUUUAGAUUGUAAUAGGACAUGACACUUGGGUUAAU
Messenger RNA from Solanum verrucosum, 2316 nucleotides. RefSeq names its product cellulose synthase-like protein E6. Gene Ontology annotation, biological process: plant-type primary cell wall biogenesis; cellulose biosynthetic process. Bases 82 to 2286 code for a protein of 734 amino acids. The transcript has 8 exons. Gene Ontology annotation, molecular function: cellulose synthase (UDP-forming) activity; mannan synthase activity. NCBI's taxonomy places the organism in Eukaryota, Viridiplantae, Streptophyta, Magnoliopsida, Solanales, Solanaceae. Gene Ontology annotation, cellular component: plasma membrane; trans-Golgi network. The record is from RefSeq and is a predicted model, not a curated record.